CCUGCCUCCCGUCCAGGUGAGGAAACUUCCCCAGGUUAGCGUCACCUGUCCGGAGUCAUAGUCUACACAGCAGGGAGCUGACGUGUCUGAGCUGCAGGAGAGGUCAGCGCCGCCGGCUCAGCCAUGGCCGAGUCCCAGCUCGUGUGCAUGGAGGACGGCCACAUCGGAGUCCAAGUCCCGGAGUCCAAACCCGAGUUUUACUACAGCGAGGCGCAGCGCGCCGCCAUCGAGGAGCUGCUGAGGAAUGGAGACGGAGCCUUCAAGACGCGACUGAAAGAUGACAACAUGAAGGAUUUCUUAUCCGCCAGAGAAGUCAAACUGUUGACGAGCACGUUCAGACAGUUCAAGUCCGCUCAGGAGGACAAGCAGGGCGGCAGCAGCCCGGAGCAGGCAGCCGCCGGCUGCGACGCGGACUCGGGGCUCCACUCCACCUACUGGCCCCUGAUGUCGGAGACAGAGGUGCCGCCGCUGGACAUCGGCUGGCCCAGCGGGGGGAUGUUCAAAGGUCUGACCCGCGUGACCGUGCACACGCACCCGCCCAAAGAGAAUGGACCCCACCUUAAAGAGGUGGUGCGGCGGCUCAUUCAGGGGGCCAGCAAGGUGAUAGCGAUAGUGAUGGACAUGCUCACAGACGUGCAGAUCCUGCAGGACCUGAUGGAGGCGGCCUCGAGGCGCUCCGUCCCCGUCUACAUCCUGUUGGACGAACAAGGGGUGCCGCACUUCCUGGACAUGUGCUCCAGGCUGCAGAUCGGCUCCCAGCACCUUCGGAACAUCAGAACCAGAACUCUGCGGGGGAUCGGCUUCUGUUUGUCGUUCGGCAGAUUGCCGGGUUCCCUCUGCAACAAGUACAUGUUGGUGGACGGAGACAAAGUCGUGUUCGGCACCUACAGCUUCUCCUGGUCUGCAGCUCGUAUGGACCGGACCAUGAUCACUGUGAUGACGGGUCAAGUGGUGGACUUCUUUGACCAGGACUUCCGGGAGCUGUACGCCAUCUCUGAGAAGAUGGACCUCUACAAGGAGUUCCACGUCAGCCCGCCUGCUGCUGGCGCCACCGGCACGCUACCGUCCAAGGCGGGGACCAAACGUCCACCUCUACCUGCCACCACCUCCCGCUUCCAGGUCACCUUAGGGGAUUCACGGAACGACAAGAUCGAGGUGCCUGCGCAUAAAUACUACAACCCCAAGUACUCGCUGGCGAUGGGUGACCCCAUACGUCCAGCUGUGUCUCUGCAGGAUCCGAGAACUAAGAGGGGGACGAUCAAAUGCAAGUCCCCUGAGGAGCUGGAGCAGGAGACCGGAGUGACCGGCAGUGAGAGGCUGGAUCGGUUGAGCCCGUUCCCCGCCGAGGCCCCGAGCGAGAUCUUCAAGGGAUCCAAGGCGCAGGACAGGAAGAACACAUGGAGGAGCUUAUUCAAGAAGUCGUCCAGAAAGCUUCCAGAUAACAGCCCGUGCCCCUCACCCACAGAAACCAGUCAGACCGAUGAGACGCAGGACGACGUCAAGGGGAUUGUGAAGAGGCCCUCUAAGUGGAGGGGGAAGAAGGUCCAGAGGACAGAGUCCCAGCAAACCGUCAACUCCACACAGGACACCGAGAGUCUUAAGAAAGACAAAAACAAGUGUAAAGCGUCCUGAGGUGAACCCGUCCUCAGUCUCAACACGGAGCAGGACAGGACGUCCCUGAGACAUACCUCACCUUGGAUUGUGCAGUAUUGUAUUUCAUCCAGUGCCUUCAGGAAAGAGCCAAUAAAUGGAUAAUUCACCAGGUGCUGUGUUCAUGUUUAGUGCCUAAUACAGGAUAAAAUGUGCAAAGCAUCAUGGGAUAUCUGUUGCCGGGUUGGCUGCCUCUUGUUUCUCAUGAACCUUUAGGACUUUAGAUAUUUAGGUUGUUCUCCUUCCCCUUGUGGACACUGUGAGCAUUGCACAUUUUAGUGCACAAAAUGAAAAGUUUGCACAAUUCUUAUGCAGCUGUUGGAAUGUAAAGAUUUGUUUGAGUUUAAAAAUUAAACACUUCAAGUAAAAACCUUUACUGUUUUUCUGUAGAUUAAUUUAUCUGCACACAAAUGUUUAUUUUAAUAUCUAUCUCUGCACUAAAUUGUGCAUUAAAUGGAUUCAGAAAAGAAAAACCUUAUAAGGGCCAAAAUAAGAUGUGUUAAAUAUUUGGAUUGUUCAUUGGUUCUAAACUGAAAAUGAGUUCAGUCAAGUAAAAUAAUAUCAUGUCACAAUUAAAAAUGAUUGGAGCUGAACUGGCUGUUUCAUAACUAGUCAAAAACAUUCCUUUGACUGCAGCUCAGCCUGGUGGUGGCAGACCGUAUUACAAUUGUACAACAUGUAAGAUGGGGCUGUAAUCACUGCACUGCUUGUACUCACCACUAGCUGGCGCUCUGCUCUUGUCUGCUGCUCUCGUCUGGGUCUUUGCCAACAGUUCUGAGAGGAACCACAGGCCUGAGAGGAACUCAUGGUUGAGCUCAGCUACAGGAGGGGGAGGUGAUGCUAGAGGAUGUGCAAGUGGGAUGUGGUGCAACACAGAAACAGGAAGUCAGAGCUGCAGCAGGAAGUAGCAUGCUCGCACAAAUUAACAGUCGAGUUUUACUUAGACACUUCAAAUAGUUGAAUCUUCAUUUUCCUUCCAAGGCAGCUUCACUAUUGUAAAUUAAUAUUCUUCCUGUUCAGGUCACAAACAUAAAGGAAUUGGGGGUUUGAUCUUGGUGCAGAGAGAUUAUGUUUCUGUAAUAUUACGUAAACACCAACCUUGGUAUCCAGAUUGGACCAAGUUACAGGGUGUAUGGCAAUAAAUACAAUUUAACAUGAUUUUAUUUUAAUUAACAGGACUUAAUUUGUAUCUAUUUUGUAAAUAAAGCAUUUUGAGUUGAA
This is a messenger RNA of Pleuronectes platessa (European plaice), 2871 nucleotides long. Its product is annotated as protein FAM83F. The record is from RefSeq and is a predicted model, not a curated record. Bases 124 to 1632 code for a protein of 502 amino acids. NCBI's taxonomy places the organism in Eukaryota, Metazoa, Chordata, Actinopteri, Pleuronectiformes, Pleuronectidae. The transcript has 5 exons.